Molecule: messenger RNA, 6942 nt
Organism: Eublepharis macularius
Lineage: Eukaryota; Metazoa; Chordata; Lepidosauria; Squamata; Eublepharidae
Gene: FNDC1
Product: fibronectin type III domain containing 1
Exons: 20
Coding region: 114-5909 (1931 amino acids)
Molecular function (GO): protein binding
Source: RefSeq, a predicted model, not a curated record
UAGAGGAGGUGCGGAGUGAGACGACGCCUGCUGCGCGUGGCUUGUAGCUGCGGAGCUUCCUCCUGCCUCUCCCACUCCUCCAGCCGCGGCUGAGCUUGUCGCGCACCGGCUCCAUGGCUGCUGCCGCUCCAGCCCCGCGGAUCCCGUGGCUCUCCUGGGCGCUUCUUUUACUCCUAGCCGCUCUGCUUCACUCCGCCUCCCCAGCUGCACCAGAGAAGAAAGUGCCAAACAGAUCAUUGAGAGUACAUACCCAGUCAUCACCUCACAGGUCAUCUGUACGGUGGAGGCUACCCCAUUCUUCAGGUCUAAGAAGUCCACAUAGAUAUCCAAGUUAUCGCUCAGGAUAUGGAGAAAGCAACAGAAAAAUGAGUUAUAUAUCACUGCCAAAAGAAGAACGAAAUGAUGAGAUGAAAAAGCUAGCAUCUGAAUCAGUAUAUAUGGUUUCACUGCAGUCAAGGACUUCCCAGGCACAGAGUCAACCUGCAUAUCGGGCCGCUUUAACCAAGAGAAAAGUUGCAGAGGAGGAGGAGCAGGAAGAGGCAAAAGAUAUCACUGUUCGAGUUAUGUCCUCUCAGUCUGUGCUUGUUACUUGGUCAGAUUCCAUCUCUGAGAAACAGAAGAUUGCUACUACCAGACUGUACACUGUCCGUUAUCGAGAGAAAGGUGAAUCAGCAAGAUGGGAUUACAAGCAAGUGUCCAACAAGCGAGUGUUGGUCGAUAAACUGAUUCCAGAUACCAUGUAUGAAUUUGCAGUUCGCAUCACACAGGGAGAAAAGGAAGGCAAAUGGAGCGCCUCUGUUUAUCAAAGAACCCCAGAAGCUGCUCCCACGAGUGCUCCUGAAAACCUAGAAGUUUUGCCAAUAAAAGGCAAAGCAACUUCUGUUGCUGCAACGUGGGAUGCUCUUUCAGAGAGUGAAGGAAGAGUAAAAGAAUACAUUCUCUCAUACGCCCCUGCUCUCAAGCCCUUCGGUGCAAAGUCCAUUACCUACCCGGGAGAAACUACGUCUGCCAUAGUGGAUGAUCUGGAGCCUGGGGAACGCUAUAUUUUCAAAAUUCGUGCAGGAAACAGGAGGGGGCAAGGUCCUCAGUCUAAAGCCAUCAGUGUUGUUUUGCCACCAACCAGUAUACGUGAAUUGAAGUCCAGUCAACAAACAAACACUGAAGAUGUGUUGGAAAUUAAAACAUCUGGGAAUAUUGAAUCAUUACCCUCUUUGCAAACCUAUUCUAUCUUGUCUGAAAAUACCUCUAAGCAUACUUCAAGUCAUUCAUCUAGUUUCCCUCAUGGAAGAGAUUCAGAAAGUCCUCUUUCUGACUUCAAGAAAAAAUUCUUAUCUGGUAGUGGGAUCCCACAAAAAACUCAGCAGCCCUCUAGAAGAAGAAAGGAACCGGAAAUUGAUUCUCAUUCAACAGAAGGCACUGGUGACCAUGAUUCCUCCAGUGGAACAAAAAUACAGUCCAAAACUCAGGAUGUUAAGAGCAGCAUUAGGCCCCAUUCCUCUGUCAAACCUUCACAUUCUGUCCUCUCCUCAGGUAGAACACCUUUUAGAUCACGAACACCUGUAAGAACUGGGCAGAUAAGUACUGACAAGCAAAAGUUGUCACCAUCUUCCUCCUUACCACACACUUCCAUCUCUUUAUCAGCAUCUUCCCCUCCUAAAUAUACAGAACGUGAAACAAAGAAUAUAAGGCAUGACAGCUCUAACCAUCAUUCUUCCCCUCAAGUCACUUUAGAUAAUCUACCUGAUGAUAAUGAAAGUAAUGAUAAAACUGAUAGUAUGGAGAAAGAAUCAGUAAUGUCUUCUAACACUCCAGGAGACACUCAUUUGAUUUUAAGUUCAAAUCGACAGCCCUCUGCAUCUCAGAAGGUGAUUCAUCCAACCAAAGUGCUUACUCCUUCGGUAUCAUUGAAGUCUUCCGUGUCAUCUGUAGCUACAAAUUCCCAAACAAAUCUCCACUAUCCCUCUAAUAAAUUAGUUCCCUCUAAUACCAGUGAUACCACUAGAAAAACAGAAGAAAGAGAGCAAAACCCAAGUUCCAGGCCUUCUUCUCCUCAGAGUGGGUCGCUUACAGCUGUGCAAAGAAAAUCUCUUUUGAACUCCAAUCGCCACACUUUAAGAGAUUCAAGGCUAGCCACCUCUGCUGUUUCUGCUGCUGUUACCCAUACUUUACCUCACUCAUAUGGCUCAUCUUCUGCUAAAACUAAGCCUGAUAGAAGAGAUGGUUCUAAUGACAAUGACAAUGAAAACAGUGAAAAUAAAAAUGAGAACAGACAAAGAUCUUUAUCUCGAUCUAGUUCUAGAUCACCUUCAGUCCAACCUGUACCUGAACAUUUUAAUUUGUUCAAACACAGACCAGCUCUCACUGCUAACCGAUUUGCAAACAAAGCUGGUAGUACUCAAGUUGCUAGGACAAAUCUUUCUAAAGUCCCCUCCUCUACACCAUCAUCAAAGGUGCAUCCUCAGUCUAGUUCACAUCUAACAUCUGUUAAUAUUCACAAAUUUAAUUCCAGUACUGAUAAACGUAAGGAACUGGAGGGUGAAGAUGAAAAUCCUCUACCAUCAACUCCUCACCAUGGUUAUUCAUCAUCUUUUUCUCGGCAGUCUUCUUCAGUAGACUACUCUAGAAGGAGGAGUUCUCUGACAGAACAGAGAAAUCCUCAGGUAAUUGUACCCACUGAAAAAACUAAUCCAACAAAUGUAAAAGAGGAAAACUUUAACAAAGAAAGGGAAAACACAGAUGCAAAAACAUAUUCUUCACACAAAGACUCAUUGUCUUCAGUAUCUGGCCAGUCUCCAUCAUUAAGCAGAAUAAACCAUCGCUCCAGUUAUAGUACUUCUCAUCGGUUAGCAAAUGGCCAGAGUACAAGGUCCAGAGGCUCAGCCUCCCCUGCUGACUCUUUGUUAAGGAGAUCUAUGGAAAAGUCAACUCCUUUACAAAUUCCUGUUUCAGAGGACCAACCUGAUGAUCUAGAGACCAAAGAUGAUAUGUCUCCCAAGUUGUCAAAAAAAACAUUAAUCGGAAGUUCUCAUGAUUUAUCACACAAAACACUCCAUCCAGAACCAAGCUAUUACCCAAAGACAGUAACUGAUCAGUCACAACACCAACCCUCAUUAAAUUCUAGAAGCCACCUCAUAAGGACUUCCUUCCAAAAUAAUGAAAAAUUAGAGGAUGAAGAAGGUGAAAGCUUAGCUGAAAACUAUUAUAAAGAAGUACUGAAUAAAGAGGAACAGAGAGCUUCUGCUUCAAUACCUACCAAAGAUGUUUCUUCUAGAAGAAUAUCAACAUCCUUAUCUCAGGAAAGCACCAACUCCUUUUUAAAGCAUUCCAAUCCUCAAGCUGGUAAAUCAGGUGAAAGAACCACAAAUCGACGGGAAUCUUUAACUUCCUCCAGAGGAUUAAGCUUGUCACCAGAAAAGCCUGUUGCGUCUCAGGUUAUUGCUUCUAAUGAAGACACAUUGCCUGUGUCUUUCCAUCAAUCCAAGUAUGUUCAACCAGACUCUACCUCAGUUAGUGCCUUAGCCAAGGACCAUCAGUAUAGUAGAAGGAUUUCUUUAUUGUCAAAAUCAUCCUCAGCUACUCAGAAACAAACUCAUUCCUCAGCACCCCACUAUCAGUCAGGGUCCAAAGUCCCUACCAGAAUAGCAUCCCAAACAGACAGAAAAUAUGGACUCUUCCAGCCUACUCCAACAAAAGUUGAACUUUAUCCAAAAACAGCUUACUCUAAAAAGCAUCAGUCACUUUCAAACAAUGAUAAUUACGAAGAUUAUGAUCAGUCAGAAACAGAGGAAAAUCCCACAUCAUCUUCAGUGGCAAGAUGGUCAUCUCCUUCCAUUUUUAGAGACAGUAAACAUAUGAAAAAUAAUGUUGCUAAUGAUAAAAAUAAAUCACCAAGCUCAAUUUUGCCACACCAAGUAAGAAUUCCUGAUGAAUAUAAAAAAGAAGAGGAGAUGGAAGAGGAACGCCCUACCUCCAAAACAUCAAAUGCUGCACCAGUGGGUAGAUCUGCUUCUUUAACUUCCAGGUUUCCCCAGUCUCUGAACAAAUCAAAUACUUUGCCUAAAAUAAAUUUGGCUUUGCCACACUCCUCUGGAUCUGCUUCUGUAUCUUCUCAGUUUCAUCCCACUCUCUCUGUUUCUCCAACACAUUCCUCAUCUUCUCCCUCAGUGUCCCCCAAUCAACGAACACAGCACUCAAGAUUAUCAAACCCUUCUCAACGGCAGCAAACUAGAAUUUUUCAUAGACAAGGUAAUGGUGGUAGACCCAACCUAACAACAAAACUGGAUCUCAAUAAUAAAAUGACACCUGGUGGUAAUGGAAAACGAAAUGGACAGAGAAUAAUAAAUGGUCCACAGGGAAUAAAGUGGGUUGUAGACCUUGACAGAGGGCUAGUGCUUAAUGUUGAAGGAAGAUAUCUCCAAGAUUCACAAGGAAAGCCUCUCAGAGUAAAAUUAGGAGGAGAUGGGCGUACUAUUGUUGAUUAUAAGGGAGCUCCAGUAGUAAGUCCAGAUGGUUUGCCUUUAUUUGGACAUGGACGAUUUAGCAAGCCUUUAGCAAAUGCACAAGAUAAACCGAUAAUAAGCCUUGGAGGGAAGCCACUGAUUGGUCUUGAAAUGGUUAAGAAAACAACCACUCCAUCCACAACAAGAACUACCACCGCCGCCACCACCACCACCACCACAACUACUACUACCACCACCACUCCUCCUGAUCCAACAACUACUGAGCUACCCACAGAGAAACCAUUGCCUACCUGUCCCCCUGGCAGUUAUGCUGAGUAUGAUGAAGAAGGGAAUCUUGUAUUAGGCCUCAAUGGGCUGCCUGAAUGCAACUCUGAAGAUGUAUUCUCAGGCCAUGAUGCUGAUGUGAUGGCAACUACAGAGUCAUAUGUGGUAUAUGAUGAAGAUUAUGAGUUUUUUGAAACCACUUUGCCACCAUCCACCACUACCACUACAACUACCACCACAGAAGCAUUGUCUGAAAUUGGCUUUCCAGAGUUCAGUGAUUUUGGUUCUGAUCCUCUGUCAAAAUAUGAUGCUGCUGGGAAAAAACGCUUUAGUGCUCCUUAUGUGACCUAUCUAAAUAAGGAUCCAGCAGCUCCUUGCUCAUUGACAGAGGCUCUAGAACAUUUCCAAGUAGAAAGUCUGGAUGAAAUCAUACCCACUGACCUAAAAGACAUGGAGAUGCGUCCUCAGAAAGCCCCUCACAACAUCACUAUAGUAGCUGUGGAAGGCUGCCAUUCCUUUGUGAUUAUAGACUGGGCUAAACCUACACGUGGUGAUUUGGUAACAGGAUAUUUAGUUUACAGUGCAUCUUAUGAUGACUUUCUUAGGAAUAAAUGGUCAACCAAGACUGCAGGAAGUACCCAUUUGCCCAUUGAAAAUCUGAAGCCAAACACAAGGUAUUACUUUAAAGUCCAAGCAAAGAAUCUCUAUGGCUAUGGACCAAUAAGUUCAUCGGUCUCCUUUGUCACAGAAUCUGACAAUCCUCUGCUUAUUGUCAGACCACCAGGUGGUGAACCAAUCUGGAUCCCAUUCACCUUUAAGUAUGAUCCCACAUACUCCGAAUGCAGUGGCAAGCAAUAUGUGAAACGGACGUGGUAUCGGAAAUUUGUAGGAGUUGUUCUGUGUAAUUCAUUGAGAUAUAAGAUAUACCUCAGUGAUGACCUAAGAGAUACGUUUUACAGCAUUGGGGAUAGCUGGGGAAGAGGUGAAGACCAUUGCCAGUUUGUGGAUUCACACUUGGAUGGAAGAACGGGGCCACAGUCAUAUGUAGAAGCUCUGCCUACUAUUCAAGGUUAUUAUCGGCAGUAUCGACAAGAACCUGUAUUAUUUGGUCGCAUUGGAUAUAUGACACCUUAUUACUAUGUGGGCUGGUAUGAGUGUGGCGUACCCAUUCCAGGGAAAUGGUAACUGUGCUACAGAUUUCCUGUGGUUCUUAAGCAAAGUACACCAAGCUGUGCCUUUUGAAAGACUUGAAGGACUCUGAGCAGCUGAUUUGGAAGAAGAUGGGGGGAAGCAUGGAAAGAAGGAAAUAAACAGCAACCUAAUAGACACUCAUGAAACUCAAUACAAUACUGUAUUAGGCUUUUGUCAACCUAAGACUAUGGUGUUGCUUGAUUACUCUGCUUCAGAGCACAAAAUUGAUUUAAAUAUGGUGUCUUGUCUUCCUUCUCUUUGCCUUUAAAAGGCAUGGAGACAUGGCUGCAACGGGUGCUACAUGGUGCUCAGUGAACCUAAUGUAUUUGGCUAGCCAUGGAAAAUUGGAAUUGUGUUAUAUCUCACAAGGAAUGACUUAAGCAUGAUGUGCUUGCAUUAUGGAAUGCUAACCACUUUCCACUUCUACUAAUGGAAUUCUCUGUUGCCUUACAUGGGGCAGAGUCUUAUGCUUGAGAAUAUUGUUGUUCAGUCAUGAUGUGUUACUAAAUAUCCAUGAAUGAAAACCAGUCAGUGUCACUCAAGACUUUUCUUGUGGGUUUGCACAUUGUAGGCCAAAACACCAGGUCACUAUGUAAAUUCAACUUUAAAAAAAAUACAGUACUGUAUGCUUGCAGAAGUAUUUUUUAGGAACUGAGGUUUUCUUGUUGAUUUAGGAAAAUAUGUUUAUGGGAUGAUGAUUUAUGUAAAAGGUGCUAUUGAUUAACGUCUUUUAAAUUUUUAUUCUGUGAAAAAUAUAAUAUGCACAAUACAGUAACCAUGUCAAGAACCAUGCUUCUCUUCUUAUGAGUAUUGCUGAGUUUUAAUGAUGCGGAUAUUUGUAUAAAGUAGAAAAAUUCUUCAUAAGGCUUCUUAACAAGUGAUGUUUCAAGAUAGUUGAAUUAUUUGCUUCAUAUAUUAACAUGAUUCAGAGCCCCAAUCAAAGUGUCACUUCAGCAACAUAACAAUGUAUAAAUUAAAUUCAUAUUUAAUACUCUUUAAUAAAGUUCACCAACCACUGAAACUGCAA